Molecule: messenger RNA, 4437 nt
Organism: Eriocheir sinensis (Chinese mitten crab)
Lineage: Eukaryota; Metazoa; Arthropoda; Malacostraca; Decapoda; Varunidae
Gene: chm
Product: histone acetyltransferase KAT7-like
Exons: 16
Coding region: 130-2724 (864 amino acids)
Biological process (GO): regulation of DNA-templated transcription
Cellular component (GO): nucleus
Molecular function (GO): zinc ion binding; histone acetyltransferase activity
Source: RefSeq, a predicted model, not a curated record
AAACAUUGCAGCGAGAAGCCUGAGCUGAGCGUCUCGGGGAGUAAGCGAGCCACACAGCAGCUGCAGGAUGGCCAACAGGCGGGGAGGGCAGGACCUGGAAGCCUUUUUUUAGGUGUGGCCGCCUGAACGAUGGCCAGGAGGAAGAUUCGGAGUACAAGCUCUGAAUCGGCAAGCUCAACAAGUGGUUCUUCUUCUUCGUCAUCAAGCUCUUCUUCCUCCUCAUCUUCUUCCUCCUCGUCUGACUCCUCCUCCUCCUCAGACACAGACCAGUCCUCGGCUGUUUCCACCAGAAGCCGUGGUCGCUCCCGUGCUGCUUCCACUGACCAGGAAUCCCCCCAGAAGCCUACUCCCCCCACUCAGGCUCCUAAAGGGGGGAGGGAACAACCCCCUCCUGCCAACCCCUCUCAGACCCGCCCCCAGACCAGGGGGUCCUCCGAGUCUGAGCCCGAGGCCGCCGCAGCUCCCAGCAAGCGAGGCCCCAAGACCUCGGCCACCACAGUCCCCAAGAGUGUGGUCCCUCCCUCCACAGCACAGCGCAAGAAUGGCCCCAAGCCUGCCGCCCGGCCCCAGCAGGCGGCCGCCCAGAAACCUUCCAGUAAGACAGUCCAGCAAAAGGGAACCAACAAUAGCGUACCACAAAAGAAAUCUGCACAAACCAAAAAGAGUGUUGGGAGUGGCAACGCAGCAGCUACGGACAAAGCCUCAAAGAAGAAGUCCAUUUUCUCCCCAGACAACAGCACAGACUCAGAGGGAGAGGCAAAGAGGCCUGUAAGUAAAAAAGGACCACAGCCCAAGCCUCAGCCCAAGCCACAGCCCAAGCCGCAGCCCAAGGCCCAGCCCAAGGCCACCGCACAGAAACAGCCCGCCACCUCUCAGCCCCGGAAGAGUGCGGCCAAAGUACCGGAGAAGCCGACAGAGAGGUCGUCAGAGUCCUCGACCAACACAUCCUCAGCGUCAUCAGAGAGUGACACUGACAGCUCCUCAGAGUCUUCAGCAUCAGCAAAGUCCUUGUCGGACAAGCCAGUCAUUCAGCAAAUAGUGAGAAGAAAGUCUCAGACAAAGUCUACGCCGGCAACGACAGAGAGUGACAAAGAGGAAGAGGAGGAGGAAGAUGACGACGAAGAGGACACUCCCAGGAAACACGUCACACGGUCCUCCAGCGCAAAGACGAAAAGAGGCUCUUUGCUCGGCAUCCAGAAAGGAACUGAAUCUGACUCAGAGAACAAUGGAAAAGGGAAGGUGCGAAGAGGCUCCAGGAAUGGGGGUCCCAAGAAGCCUGCCGGCCCCCCCACCAAGUCUGGGGCUCGGGCCAAGACGAAAAAGCCUAUUCCUCUGGAUAUCUUGGAGAACACGCCUCUGCCCCCGAUCGAGAAGCGGAAGUGUCCCGUUGAAGGCUGCGACUCCAGCGGCCAUCUGGGAGGACUGUACGAGAGGCACUUCUCCGUCGAUGCCUGCCCGGUGUUCCACAAUAUCACAAAGGACGAAUCAAAGACCAACAGACAGAUCCGAGAAGCAGACACUCAGGAGAGGGAGAAGGCCAAGCUGCUCAUUGGAAGCAAAUCUCCUCGAAAUGGACCAAAUGUGGAGCAGAGAAACUACUGCAAUAAAAUAAGAGACUCGAGGGACAAGCUGAGUGAGCCCCGUCCAGGCGAGGAGGAGAUGGCCGACAGGGACCGCCAGCCCUCCCUCCGAGGCUACACGCCUGAGUGGGACCUCCAGCUCUUCAUGGAGGCCCAGUCAGCAGCCAGCGAGAAGAUUGAAGACGACCUCCGCGGCCUUCCUGACAGCAAGGGCAUCCGGUACAUCGAGAUGGGCCGCUACGAGAUGGAGGCGUGGUACCAGUCGCAGUACCCGGACGACUACAACCAGCAGCCCAAGAUAUACAUUUGUGAGUUCUGUCUCAAAUACAUGCGCUCCAGAACGAUACUACAGAGACACGCGGCCAAGUGUGUCUGGAAGCACCCACCUGGGGAUGAAAUAUACAGGAAGGACAAGUUGUCUGUGUGGGAAGUGGACGGCAAGAAGUACAAGAUAUAUUGCCAGAACCUGUGCCUAUUAGCAAUGCUCUUCCUCGACCACAAGACCUUGUACUACGACGUGGAGCCUUUCCUCUUCUAUAUCAUGACGCAGGCGGAUGGUGAGGGCUGCCACAUCAUCGGGUACUUCAGCAAGGAGAAGAACAGCUUCCUCAACUACAAUGUGUCUUGCAUCAUGACGCUGCCUCCUUACCAGCGGCAGGGCUUCGGCAGGCUGCUCAUCGACUUCAGUUACCUCCUGACCAAGACUGAAGGGAAGAUUGGCUCCCCUGAGAAGCCCCUAAGUGACCUUGGCCUCAUCUCCUACCGCUCCUACUGGAAGGACCUGCUGCUCAAUUACCUGGCAAGCUACACUGAGAAGAACGUCUACAUCAAGGACAUGAGUGCAGAGAUGGCCGUCAACGCCUAUGACAUUGUGAGCACCUUCCAGGCCAUGGGCAUGAUGAAGUACUGGAAGGGCAAGCACAUCAUACUCAAGCGACAGGAUCUGUUGGAGGAGUUUUUGGAGCGGCAGAAGCGGCGAAGAGCAGACUAUAAAGAGAUAGACCCCAAGUGCCUUAACUGGCGCCCCUACGUCCCGCCCCCCGCCUCCGAGGAACCUCAGUCCAACUGCAACAAGAACAAGUCCAUCGCGGCCAACAAAGCGGCUGCUGAUAGGAAAAAGGCCAAAUCAGCUUCUUCAUCUUAAUAUCAAUAAUCUCUUUAAUUUAUAUCCAAACUUUCACCAGUGAGGGUAGCCACCAGAUAGUGUACUUCAUCCUAAGGAAGCCGCACGGCCAUAGAUGUACCUGUGUAGUCAAAGGUUUUUAGAAAUGUUUAAGAGUUUUAUCCAUAGAAACUUUUAUCUCGUGAACCAGACUUAAAAUGUCGGUCAUAUUUUUUAAGGAAAAGAGAUAUUCAGAAUUUGUUUAAAGGAUAGGUUUUGUUUUACUGAUGAGGAAUAUAUUUAGGCUCCUUAUUUGAAAAUUUUAUUUCUGAAAAAUCAAAGUGUACAGAUAUAAUAAAAAAAUUAUAUAUUAUAGGCAGAACGUUCCUGGGAUCUGAGAUUUUGUUCAAUACUUGUAAGUCAUUUGAGUCUUGUGGGUUGUUAGUGUACACUGACGUGCAGGUGUCUGCCUAGCUAGAGGACACCUCCAAAGGCUGUGGGAAGUGAACAUGCUAAGUGACCUGUUAUAUUCCAUAGCGUCUUAUUUUAUAUUUUGUUUUAGCCUCCCGCCCCAUAAUUACUAGUAGAAUAAUAAUGACAGGAGCACAGUUAAUAGGUGAUGCCUAGAGCUUUCUUGAGGGAUGCUGGAGGCUGAGGUGUUGAGGACAGCAAUCAGUCCCCAGUGAUGAGGUGGUGAGGUGUUCAGUGUGGCCUGAGGGACGCUGAUGGUGGGUGGGAGGAAGCUCUCCAGGGGUGUGGCCGGCCAGGGCUGGUCAUCCCCUUUUAGUACAAUGUUCUGCUCUUUUAAUGAAAGGGUCAGAUAUUCUCUUAAUAUAGUAAAAUGUUUUAUGUUAUUUUGUAAGUGAAUUCUUCAUGGCUCAGGAUAAUUGUCCCUGCAUUGCAAAUGCACUUUCUUCACUCAAAACAUCUCUUUACUGCAGCACAAUUAUCAUUUCUGUGUAAUGUUAUAGGAUGUUUCUUGUUCAUGUGGGAGAAAUGGUAAUGCAUUUGAGUCAUAAUGAUUCUAGCUGAGAGUAACACAUGCUAUUUUUGGUAAGUGUUAAAUCUGUAUACAUAUGUAAGUAGAAAUUAGCUCUUUACAGUCCUUAGGGAACAUUUCUGUAGAGAUCAUUUAACUGAUAAUGUAUAAAUUACAGUAAGUCUUUUCUCACUAUGUGUAAUAACUCCUGCUACACUAAAGGAUUCUCAGUAUUCAUAGUUGAAUACCAGCGGUGGAGCCGAUGCUGCAUUUUGCUUUACUUCAUUGCCUCUGUGUAUAAAUCAGGUUGAUUUUGAUGGUGUACUGCAACAGUAUUUUAUAGAAAGUAAAUAUUUUGAAAACUUGACACUUCAUGAAAAUAAAAAAAAUAAAAAAACAUUACAGCAGAACUACACUGUCAUGAAACUAACUCUUGACUAAAGGACCAGAUAUGAUGUAGUCAGCAUUUACCAGUGAUCAAAUAAGGACUCAUCAGCCAAUGUCUCCCUGGAGUCCCUGCGAUGAGGUUCUGCUGUGAUGCCCGACACAUGAUGGACACAAGGAUCAUCUGAACACUUUUUAUGACCAGCUAGGGAAACAGACUUCAAAGAUGCUUUGUUUGAGGAGCAGAAUGCCACGUUGACAGCAAUAACUUUUUCUUGUUACAGUCAGUGAUGUCGCUUGAGCCAUUGAAUUAAAUAUAAAUUAAGCAAAUUUUAUCUGUAAUUUUAUCAUGAACUAAGUAAGUUUACUGUUAAUAAAAGAUUUUUUUAUUA